This is a messenger RNA of Lentinula edodes (shiitake mushroom), 594 nucleotides long. RefSeq lists its product as uncharacterized. Bases 1 to 594 code for a protein of 197 amino acids. The record is from RefSeq and is a predicted model, not a curated record. The transcript has 3 exons. Lineage: Eukaryota; Fungi; Basidiomycota; Agaricomycetes; Agaricales; Omphalotaceae.
AUGUCCUUCGCCUGCUCCAAUAGCCAGGGAGGUCACUUUCAUCUCUCAACGUUUCAGCCCAUGCCCCACCACACUUCUCAGCCAAGUCUUUGGAGCGGCGGGGAGAAAUCGAGGCUCAGUAUCGCGUCUUCAUAUGCCUUAUGUUUCACAUACGUUAUCAACAGAUCCGUCAUACCUCUAUUCUUGACCGUCGAGCAAGAGGCUCAAGACGUUGUAAAGGAUGUACGAGUCGAGGAUCCUGAAGAAAACAAGACCCAUCAAUCUCGGUUUGCACACGCUUCCUGGGCGGACGUUCCAACAAUCUCCGCGCACCAAAAAGGACUCAUCCAGGUUCGGGUUCAUCUUCACGUUGAAUUGAUUUCAUCGACAUCCUUGGACUCGGACCCAUUGUAUGCGACGCCGAUAGCAUCGUAUGAGGCUGGGAGAAAGGGGUUUGAUAAAUUUGAGGAUUUCGAUGGCCAGGUUUUGAAUACGGAGGUGGAUAUGGUGGAUAGUGGCGGCAGAACCGACUUACAUCCAGCCCAAAACAUUUACCCCGAUGCAGACUCAAACACAAAAUACGAUCCCUACCUCUGUUUCCAAUCCUCAUACUGA